This is a messenger RNA of Centropristis striata (black sea bass), 1258 nucleotides long. RefSeq lists its product as uncharacterized. NCBI's taxonomy places the organism in Eukaryota, Metazoa, Chordata, Actinopteri, Perciformes, Serranidae. The transcript has 4 exons. Bases 332 to 1252 code for a protein of 306 amino acids. The record is from RefSeq and is a predicted model, not a curated record.
UAGUUUAUUGUGGAUGUUUGGCUUGUCACCUGCCAAAUGAGGACGAGAAAACUAGUUGGACCACCACAUAAUGGAGAACAGCAACUUUCUUUUAACCGGCUCGCCCAACAGCCGGGAAUCCGCUCGCACGUCCUCAGGCGUUGUUGGAAACCCUGACUUGGCUGCAGGAAUUCUCCUGGCCUCACCCUCGAUAAAAUAAAAUAAAACCAUAUUUAGCUGGACUACUUCCUUUAGUUUAUUGUGGAUGUUUGGCUUGUCACCUGCCAAAUGAGGUCAGUACUGCUACUGUCUGAUGAUACAAGGACGAGAAAACUAGUCGGACCACCACAUAAUGGAGAACAGCAACUUUCUUUUAACCGGCUCGCCCAACAGCCGGGAAUCCGCUCGCACGUCCUCAGGCGUUGUUGGAAACCCUGACUUGGCUGCAGGAAUUCUCCUGGGUUACGUCUUUCUGGGGCUCGCCAGCUACAUCUGGGCCUUCUGGUCCCACCGCAGCAAGCUCAGAGCUUUUAAAGAAGCCAUCUUCUCGCCCUGCUCGGGGCAACAGGGCACCCUCAGUGGCUUUCAAAACGCCUACCGGUACCUUCCCGUUGUGUUCUUUGUGGAUAUUCUGAAUGCAGUCACGGCGAUCAUUUGGGGGAUCGAGUUGGCCGGAUUCAGAUGCAGCUCUCUCGCCACUUGUGAUUACGUCGCCAUUGUGUGGGAACUCUCGAGAUCCUUUGGAGUGAUUUUCCAUCUUAUGAAUGCUUCGUUGUGCGUCCGUUUGCUGUACAACCCACAUUUGAAAGUCCAUUUUGGCGUUGUUUACAUAUCGUCUGUUUUGCUCCUCUGUGUGUAUAUCCCUUUGUAUAUAUUCAUUGGCCAGUGGCCAAUAUAUGUGUUAGCAGCUACCACCUUUGCAUUGGCUUUGACCAUCAUUAUAAAUUCUCUGAAGUCAAACACGGUGCCUUCUGCUGCCGCUCACAAGAAACGGAUUGUGUUUGUCGCCAUGCUCACAUUCUGUAUUGUCUUCCUCCCGACUUUUAUUUCCUGGUGCCUAGUUGCAAGUGAUGCCCACAAUGGAAUAAUUAAUUCUAAUUAUGUUAUAUCGUAUUUGAAUUGUCUGUUCUUCACAAGUGUUCAACUCUCAUUGAAUGGACUCCUGUGUUAUUUUAUCCUGGGGGUGCCAAUUGAAGGGGAAGAACCACAACAGGAGCAACCGCAACAACACCAGAAUUUCGGAAACCAGAACUAUGACAUAAGGGCGUCGUAGUUGGGA